AAAAAAAAAAGGAAAAAGAAAACAGAAAAAUCCUGUCUGCUCAGCUCCUGGCCUCCACAAGACCACAGCACAGAGCGCCAAGCGAACGCAAUCUUCCGGCCGACAACGGAUGGCACUGCUAACCAACACCCUGCCAAACCCCCCCGCCCCCGGCCUACCGCCGCACUCACGGCCGCGCAGAAUCUUCUGUUCCAACUGUUUUCCGGCAACCAAGUUUAAGAGGCCGUACACGAGCGUGAUGAUAGUGCCAACAGGGAUAGGCGCUUCCAUUGGUGGCUUUGCCGGCGAUGCUCUCCCCGUUGCUCGUGCUCUUGCCUCCGUCGUUGACUGUCUUAUCUCACACCCUAAUGUUCUUAAUGCAGCAAUGUUGUACUGGUCAAUGCCAAAUGUUUUGUACGUUGAGGGUCAUGCUCUUGAUCAGUUUGCAGAAGGUUUGUGGGCAUUAAAACCAGUGCAUCAAAACAAGGUGGGAUUGGUUCUUGAUGCUGCAAUAGAAGACGAGCUUCGCAUUCGUCAGCUACAAGUGGUUGAUGCUACAAGGGCUUCCCUUGGAUUGCCGGUUGUCGAAUAUAUUGUCACCGAUGCCCCUUUGCAGGUGGAAAAAUGGGUUGAUCUAAAGACUGGGCAAUCGACAGGGAGGAUAAAAGGCUCUGAUUCGUUAUUGAGGGCUGUACAUACGCUAAUUAACAGAUCAUCAGUGAAUGCCAUUGCAGUUGUGGCACGGUUUCCAGAUGAUGAUAUUCAAGAUGUGGAUGAUUAUCGGCAAGGAAUGGGAAUAGAUGUUUUGGCUGGGGUGGAAGCAAUUAUAAGCCAUCUAGUUGUGAAGGAAUUCCAAAUUCCUUGUGCGCAUGCUCCUGCUCUUUCUCCCCUUCCUCUAAGCAAGUCACUCUGUCCAAAAUCAGCUGCUGAAGAGAUAGGAUACACAUUCUUGCCAUGUGUGCUCGCUGGGCUGAGUAAUGCACCACAGUAUAUAGUGAAGAGCUCUGGUUCCUUAGAAAUGGGUUGCAUAUUGGCAAGUGAUGUAGACAGUGUCAUUCUUCCAGCAGAUGCUUGUGGCGGGGAUGGUGUUCUUGCAUUUGCGAAAUAUCAACAGAACAAGCCACUUAUAAUUACCGUGGAGGAGAAUGAAACAGUUCUCCACGAUACACCAGACAAAUUUGGAAUUGAAGCGGUCAAGGUCUCAAACUAUUGGGAAGCUAUAGGUGUUAUUGCAGCUCAUAAGGCAGGAAUAGACCCAAAUUCCCUCCGCAGAAACCAAAUUAGUAAUAUACAACUCACUCCUGCCAAUGGUUAUGCAGUUUCAAGUGGCAGAUCUUCUGUUGAUUAAGAAAUCUGCAGCUUCUUUCAAUUUCUUGGAUUUGAACAGGACAGAUGAAACCGUGAUCGAGUCUGAGAGAUUUUGGGUAGCAAAAUUCAGAAAACUUCUGUUGGACAAAUUAGCCAUGUUAAUAUUUUCUUGACAAUCUACUAAUAACUAUAGUAGAAUUUUAUGUUCCCCUCUUGGCAAUCAAAAAAAAAAACCGAAGAAAAACUAGUAACUAAAACAAGUAUUGAGACGA
Molecule: messenger RNA, 1559 nt
Organism: Rhododendron vialii
Lineage: Eukaryota; Viridiplantae; Streptophyta; Magnoliopsida; Ericales; Ericaceae
Exons: 10
Coding region: 110-1327 (405 amino acids)
Source: RefSeq, a predicted model, not a curated record